AUGACUUCGACGCCAGCUUCUACCAUAACGCUGCAGGCCGACCAACAAAUCACAUUCCAAUACGCCAACGAAUGCGACUUGGAAAUCCACUGCUCGCCAUUUGGUCUCAGCGGGCUAUACAUCAGACUCAAAGGGACAAACAUAAUGGGCAUCGGCUCAACAAUGGGGCUCAUCACCGGCUCAACCAAGGGGUUGAUCCACUACAACAACAGCAGCGAUCUCAUCGACAAGAAGUAUAAACUAUACAUCAUUGUUGAAGAUUCAAAUUUGAGAAUCGAUUUCACGAGCAUCAAGGGGAAAAAUGAAAACUCGGCAUCCAACGGCGAAACUGACCAGCCGCCAACAACCAAUGCGAAUGUCGAUGUCGAAGGAGGAGAAGGCGAAGAGGAAGAAUUGCCUACUUUGGUUUUCCAAGGCCCCUGUCCUGAAGGUCGGCCCGAUGAAAUUGAGCCAUUCAUUGGCAUUUUUUCUUUUGAAAGAGAAACAUCGUGA
Molecule: messenger RNA, 492 nt
Organism: Lodderomyces beijingensis
Lineage: Eukaryota; Fungi; Ascomycota; Pichiomycetes; Serinales; Debaryomycetaceae
Source: the annotation of a GenBank genome assembly